CUUUGUUCAAAUCAAGAUAGCAUUUCAUUCUGCUUUGGGUUUGUUCUCUCCAGUGAUCCAUGAAUCUAUAUAAUAUCUCUUUCUAGAUUCAUAAUUUACUCAUUCUAAUAGGUGAUUGUGGUGCAUUGAUUCUGAGAGUGUUUGUGAGCUGUGUGAUGUUUCAUCUGACUGCAAAGAACAUCUUUAUCCAUUAACAGCCAUUCAAAAAUGUAAUGAUUUGCCUCUUCUGUAUUAUCAGCACAAGGAAGACAUGAGUGUAUUUUAUAAACAAAAAGAUCAACAAGAGUAAAUCAACUUUACUAAAUAAUUACCAGGAAUAAAAAAGGAAUAAAGUGCAUAAGAAAUACUUAUAUAUAAUAACAUAUUUGUUUGGGCUAGUCCACCAAGAUCCAAUCAAAAUGUAGCCAACCUUUCUCUACUGUUGUAACCUGCCAUAAACUGGGCCUGGAAUGAGCUGUUCACUACAAAAUACCCAUGUAGUCUGAAGAAAUACACUGCAAGGAAAUAUGCGAUCACAAUGGAAAGAAUUGAGGGAUUAUGGCUCAAAACGUGGACAUGAAGUAUUUUGUUCUUGUUUGUAAACUGCAGGUUAAAAGGACAAAGACAUCAGCAAGUUUCUUUAGUGUCUCUCUCAAACUAAUGAAAACUGAACACGUCCAGGUAUGCCCUCCUCGCCACACUAUUAAACCCUAUCCAGAUUAGUCCCCUUGAGAUUUCAAUGAGUUUUACAUGCUGACUCAAUAAUGGCAUCAAUCAGAACCAGACAGCAUAAAAAUACCAAACAAUUAUGAUACAUUAAAGCAUAACAGUAACACUAAUUAAAUGUGUAAUCAAAUGUAAAGUAUAACAUCAUGGUAAAGUCUUUUGAACGAUCAUCAGAUGAUGACUGAGUGACAGCAGCUCCAUCAGUAGAACUGCUUGGAAAGUAGAGUUUCAUUGAAAUGAUGAAAUUUUUGUUGCUGAAAUUGUUACAAGUUUUGAAAUAAAUUUAUCUUUUGAUUCCCCCAGAGAUGAUAAAGCAGGUUGCAAAACAAAAUGAAAUGGUCAAAAUGUUCCUCCUCCUUUUUUAUUUUUUUAUUUUGUAAAUGCCUGAUACAGAGGAGGAGCCUGACAAUCAGAAAGAUAUUUAAAGAUGCAUCUGUUGCCUGAACAUUCACAGAUACGGAGCAAAUCCCACUGAAUCCUCUGAGCUGAACCUCUGAAGAAACUUCUCAAACAUGAUUGUGUUGCUGUGUUUGUCCGCGGUGUUUCCCGUGUUGAUGGGGACUGAAGUGGUCAACUCUAAUUGCUUUCUUGCCACUGACUGCUCUGAUGUUUAUUCAAGUGGGAAAAAUGACAGUGGCGUGUACACCGUCUCCUCAAUAGAUGGACCGGUGCAGAUCUACUGUGACAUGAUCCCCAAUGGAGAAAAUCACAGCAAAGGCCACUGGACGGUGAUUGUCAGGCGAAUGGACGGCGAGGUGAAUUUCUACAGGCCAUGGGACAGUUAUAAACGGGGUUUUGGUAAUAAAGAAGGAGAAUACUGGCUGGGUUUAGAGUUUAUUCACCUGCUGACACGCAGGAAUCGGUAUAAACUGAGAGUAGAUCUGGAGGACUUUGAUGGGACGAAGGCUUACGCUGUGUACGAGUCCUUCUCUGUGGAUUCUGAGUCUGAUGGGUACAAACUGCAUGUCAGCGGCUUUGUAAAUGGAGGAGCAGGUGACUCUUUGACUUACCAAAAUGGAAUGAAGUUCUCCACCUUUGACAAAGACCAAGACCUUUCAAGCAGUAACUGUGCUUUAACAUACUCUAUGGGAGGGUUUUGGUACAACAAUUGUGAUCACACAAACCCCACUGGUCUGUAUUUGUGGGGGAAAGAGGGUAGCGCUUCGGUUAUUUCGACCAACUGGUACCACUGGAAGAACAACUAUAAAUCUCUGAAGGCCAUCACCAUGAAGAUCACACGUGUGAUGUAGACCAGGGGUUACAAAUGCUUCACGACUGCAGCUUGUGCACAUAUAUCCACCACUAUUAUGCAUUCAUGUGGAUCUUUCUUAAAAUAUGGUGACCAGCAUGUCCCAUCAGCUUUCAGUGAGGGAAAAUUGCACAUAAAAUAAUCAUUUGACCUCAAUUGUCCUUUUAAAUAAAAAUGCAUUGAAAUUGGGUUCAUGACUUUUCUACAUGCUUUGUGUGCUUGGAUUUUGAAGCAAUAAAGGUUUAUUCUCAAAGCAA
Megalobrama amblycephala (Wuchang bream) is the source of this 2211-nucleotide messenger RNA. Its product is annotated as microfibril-associated glycoprotein 4-like. Gene Ontology annotation, biological process: elastic fiber assembly. The record is from RefSeq and is a predicted model, not a curated record. The coding region runs from base 1218 to 1955 and encodes 245 amino acids. The transcript has 6 exons. NCBI's taxonomy places the organism in Eukaryota, Metazoa, Chordata, Actinopteri, Cypriniformes, Xenocyprididae.